AUGUCGUCCGAGGAAAGCUACUUGGCCAUCAUACGCUAUCUGACUGAUGAACGGGAGCCAUAUGCGCCGGGGACGCCUGGCAACACCAAGAGAAAAAUACGCAAAGCGGCUACCUGCUACGUUGUGCGAAACGGCACUUUGUUUUAUCAACGUCGACUGAAGGGCCAGAAUGAUUUCACGGAGCUGGAGGUGGUGCUGCAGGACGGCCGGAGGAAGGAACUUAUCAACGAGGCGCACAUCAUCAUGGAAGGAGGGGAGCACCUCAACCAGCAACUCACCUGGGAGACCAUCUCUCAGAAGUACUGGUGGAGAGGUAUCCUGAAACAUGUGAAAGACCACAUCAGAGAGUGUGCUCAGUGUCAGAGCAGGCGCAGUGCUGAUGACAGCGCUGGGCCUCGACUGUUCUCCCGGCCCGGGAAACGCAGGGCGGCUGCCAGCACCAAUGGUGACGAGGAUGAGGAAGGGGAGGAAGAAGAGGGAGAUGAUAGUUUGGUCUUCACUGACUCAUCUUUUCAAAUGAGAUCCAAGUUGGCCAAGCAUGAACUGGUCUUUGUGGACAGCAAGGGGGAGGUGAAUCAGUUCCUGCCCAAACACAGCCAAACAAUGUUGGACAAACUCAACCAGCAGCGCAUCAGCAAUCAAUUCUGUGACAUCACCCUGCUGAUCGAAGGAGAGGAGUACCGUGCACACAAAGCUGUCCUGGCAGCAUGCAGCGAAUACUUCAACGAGCUCUUUUUUGAGAAGGGCGCUGCCUCCACACAUGAAGCUGUGGUUGACCUCUCCGGUUUCACCAAAGCCAGCUUCCUCCCGCUGCUGGAUUUUGCGUACACUUCUACGCUGACGUUCAAUUUCUGCGUCAUGGCAGAUAUUGCCAACCUAGCUCGGCAUUUGCUGAUGACCGAGGUGCUGCAGAUAUGCGAGUCUGUGCAUAAGCAGGUGGAGGAACAGAAGCUGACGGUGUAUCAAAGAGGAGACGUGCACACUGUGGUGUCGAGCCAACCGGCUGCUCCGGAGGACUUUAAGGGAGAAUCUGGUGCCUACGUGGUCACCAUAGAGAGCGACGGCAGGGCGGUGGUCACCCAGAGUGCCGUCGCCUUGACAGGCGAGCCCUUAGCUUUUGUUGCACCCGCUGAGGAGGCCUACAUCCAGCAGCCGAUGACAGUCAUUGCUGAAGCUGUAGAGGGAGACACAGUGCAUCAUGGGGAGGCUGGACAAAAUGAAACCGUGACUCUGAUCACUCACAGUGGACAGGCUGAGCCAGGAGAAACCGUUACUCUCAUCUCCCGCAGCGCAGAAGGAAUGGAGGGGGAGACGAUGACCGUGGUCACCCACAGUGGACAGGCGGGAGCCAGCGACUCUCUCGCCGUGGUGUCAGCCUGCCUGGCGAUGGAGCAGCCACAGGCCGCGGAAGCGGGAGCCUUUGUUAUAAACGUGGACCCAGGCAAAGUGAGCCCGUCAAAGGUCGUCGAACUGGCAUCCACAGCCGCCUCCGAAACAGUGGCGUCGCCUCCGGAGACGGGAGAAUCAGCACCCACACCCCAGAAACGUAAGCGAGGGCGUCCAGCCAAGGUGAAGAAGGACGUGGAGGUAGACGAGUUUGUGCCCCUAGACGAGGAGGAUCCCUCUGCUGAUGAAAGCCACGGAGACAAGCAAGAGGUGAUGUCAGAUGACCCUAACAGAAGACGACUCAGGCAGCGCUCUAUUGCCGAGGGCGGUUAUGCACGUUUACAUAUGGGGCUGGAGGAUGAAGAGGAGGGGAAGAAGGGUACAACCCCUCCGCGUGCUGCCACCCCUAAGGUGGCUCCGAGGCCAGGUAAGAGGGGGAGACCACCAAAGCAGCCAGCGGAGACUCAAGGUGAAGGACAGUCUGUGUCUGAGUCGGGGGCGGACCCAGAGGCCGGCACAGCGGAGAGCCUGGCGACAGGAGAGCUCGGCACAGACGAGGCUGGGCCGAAGGUUGCAGAGCCUGAGACCCAGACCCAAACUCAGCAGGAAGAAACCCUGGCAGGGAGCGCCGUCGACGGAGAGCACACAUGCUCUGAGUGCGGCAUGUCCUUCCAACGACGCUACGCUCUCAUUAUGCACACAUUAAAACACGAGAAAGCUCGUGGAUACAAGUGCAGUCUGUGUAGUAAGGAGUUCCAGUACGCCGCCUCACUCCGCGCCCACCUGGCCCGACACAAGCAGCAGAGCAGCCAGCGAGCGCCCAUCGCCAAACCCCCAGUAGAACAGAGCUCCGAGGGCAAGGUGGAAAGCGACUUGGACGAGAAGAACUUGUCGCCACACACCAAAAGAGAGUUUGUGUGCGACAUCUGCGGGAAGACGUUGCCGAAGCUCUACUCUCUGCGGAUCCACAUGCUGAAUCACACAGGCGUGCGGCCUCACACCUGCAAAGUCUGCGGCAAGACGUUCGCCCACAAACACAGCCUGAAGAUGCAUAGAGCGCUGCACGAUGUCACCAAACAGUUCCAGUGUACGUACUGUAAGAAGAUGUUUGUGAGCAAGCGGAGCAUGGAGGAGCACACCAGCAUCCAUACAGGUGAAUCAAAGUACCUAUGCAACACAUGUGGAGCAACUUUCCAUCGGGCCUCAGCUUUGAGCAAACACCUGAAGAAGCACCUGCCCAAACCCGACGUCCGUCCAUUUGCUUGUGCUCACUGUGAUAAGAGGUUCUAUGAAUCAAAAGAUCUCCAGCAGCACAUGAACAAGCACAUGGGCCUGAAGCCGUUCCAGUGCCAGGUGUGCGGGAAAUGCUACAGCUGGAAGAAGGACUGGUACUCCCACGUCAAGUCCCACAGUGUGGCCGAGCCGUUUAAGUGUAAUGUGUGUGGGAAGGAGUUCUUUGAGAAGGCUCUGUUCAGGAGGCACGUGACCAAAGCCACUCACGGGAAGAAAGGCCGAGUAAAGCAGAACCUGGAGAGGGAGUGUGAGCAGUGUGGAAGGAAGUUCACUCAGCUUCGAGAGUACAGACGCCACGUCAACAACCACCAGGGAGUGAAGCCAUUUGAGUGUCUGACUUGUGGUGUCGCCUGGGCUGACGCCCGUUCUCUCAAGCGUCACGUCCGCACGCACACAGGAGAGCGGCCGUACGUGUGCCCCAUGUGCCAGGAGGCCCACAUAGACGCACGCACUCUACGCAAACACAUGGCCAAGUAUCAUGGGGACAACCUCCCCGGGAAGAUCAUGCUGGAGAAGGACACCCUCCAGUUCCACAACCAGGGCACCCAGGUUGAGCACGCCGUCAGCAUCCUGGCGUCGGAGCUGCCUCCUGAGCUCCGGCCGGCCCAGCAGCCGCCAUCCGAGGAGAUCGAGACGGUGCUGAUCACCGAGGAGACGGUGGAGGCUGUGGAGGCGGUGCAGGCCGCUCAGGCUGCGGGCGACGGCUCCUUGGCGACGCUCUCAGAUCAGGGCAUCAUGCAGGUCGUGAACUACGUCCUGGCACAGCAGGCCCUCACAGACACCAAGCUCGAGGAAGCACCCGAAGUGAUUCAGACCAUGGAGGUGGAGGUCGCUCACUUGGCCGAGGUCGAGUAACUUUGUGCUGCGCGCCAGGAUUCCCACACAGACGAUCACAUUGUUUCUCACAGUCUGUAUAAAAUGUAACAGAAUGUACAAAGAUGACUAUUUUUCUGUGAAUUUAAAUACCAUAAGUGAACCAUAGUGUUUGCUGUCUGUUCAGCCCAAAACUGUGUGUGUGUGUGUGUGUGUGUGUGUGUGUGUGUGUGUGUGUGUGUGUGUGUGUGUGUGUGUGUGUGUGUGUGUGUGUGUGUGUGUGUGUGUGUGUGUGUGUGUGUGUGUGUGUGUGUGUGUGUGGUGUUGUAUGUAUGUCUACGUUCUAUGUAAAUGCUACAUAUACAGUUACAAGAUGAAUUGAUGAGUUACAAGUCUGUGACAUUUGGCACUCAGGAGAAAUAAAAGUAGAAAUGAAGACACAA
Perca fluviatilis (European perch) is the source of this 3935-nucleotide messenger RNA. It is a transcript of the gene zbtb11, whose product is annotated as zinc finger and BTB domain containing 11. The coding region runs from base 1 to 3534 and encodes 1177 amino acids. Gene Ontology annotation, biological process: regulation of cytokine production; negative regulation of transcription by RNA polymerase II; regulation of immune system process. Gene Ontology annotation, molecular function: protein binding; DNA binding. The transcript is spliced from 10 exons. NCBI's taxonomy places the organism in Eukaryota, Metazoa, Chordata, Actinopteri, Perciformes, Percidae. The record is from RefSeq and is a predicted model, not a curated record.